Mucor velutinosus is the source of this 1206-nucleotide messenger RNA. It is a transcript of the gene PTP4A2, whose product is annotated as Protein tyrosine phosphatase type IVA 2. Gene Ontology annotation, cellular component: cytosol. The record is from RefSeq and is a predicted model, not a curated record. Gene Ontology annotation, biological process: formation of cytoplasmic translation initiation complex; formation of translation preinitiation complex; translational initiation. Gene Ontology annotation, molecular function: eukaryotic initiation factor eIF2 binding; translation initiation factor activity; GDP-dissociation inhibitor activity. The transcript has 3 exons. Lineage: Eukaryota; Fungi; Mucoromycota; Mucoromycetes; Mucorales; Mucoraceae. The coding region runs from base 1 to 1206 and encodes 401 amino acids.
AUGGCUGCUAUUAACGUAAGACGUGACGUCCAAGACUCCUUUUACCGUUACAAGAUGCCUCGUCUCACAGCAAAGGUUGAAGGUAAAGGCAAUGGUAUCAAGACUGUCAUCACCAACAUGGCUGAAAUCGCUCGUGCUUUAUCCCGUCCUCCUUCAUACCCUACCAAGUAUUUCGGUUGUGAACUUGGUGCUCAAGUGAAAUGCGAUGACAAGAAUGAACGUUACAUUGUAAACGGUGAUCAUGACGCCACCAAACUCCAAAACACACUCGAUGGUUUCAUCACCAAAUACGUCUUGUGUCAAUCUUGUAAGAACCCCGAAACGGAUAUCAUUAUCAAGAACGACGAAAUCUUGAUGGACUGCAAAGCAUGUGGUGCUAGAAACAAUGGCGAUAUGCGCCACAAGCUCUCUACUUUUAUCGUAAAGAACCCUCCUGCCGUUGCCUCCAAAAAUAUGCGCAAGCAGCGUAAGGCUGCUACUGCUCAAGCCAACAACACUGGUGAAGAUGCCGAUAACAACAAUUCUCCUGAAGGCGAUGAUGGUUCUGACGAUGAUAUCAUUUCUCAACGUAUUCAAAAGCAAGCUGCUGGCCUCAAUAUGGAGAGUAAAUUAGCACUUGAGGAUUGGUCCGAGGAUACCAGUGAGGCCGCGGUUGCUCAACGUAUGAAAGAACUCUCGGUCAAGGGCUCGGGUGCCUUUGCUGGUGGUGAUGAUGACGAUGAGGAAGGUGGUGAAAACAAGUAUGAGGCAUUUGGUGUCUGGCUGUUGGAUAACAAGGCUUCUUCUGACGAUGCCAUCAUUGAAAAGGCCGAAGAGUUGGGUGUCCUUGGUAAAUAUAAGGCUUGCCAAGUGUUGAUCCAAGGUGUCUUUGAUGAAAACAUCAUCUCUCAAAUCCCGAAGCGUGCCAAGUUGCUCGAAAAGUUUGUCACUGAUGAAAAGUCUCAAAAGGCUACUUUGGGUGGUAUUGAACGUCUUGUCGGUAACGAUUUCAAGGAUGCUCUUUUGAAGAAGGUCCCUACCAUCUUGAUGAAGUUGUAUGACUUGGAUAUUAUUGAAGAUGAAGUCUAUAUCAAAUGGGGUGAGAAGCCCUCCAAGCGUUAUGUUGAACGUGAUGUUUCCAAGGCUAUCAAAAAGGCUGCUGCUCCCUUCUUGGAGUGGAUCGAGAAUGCCUCUGAAGAAGAGUCUUCUGAUGAAGAGUCCGAGUAA